Leptopilina heterotoma is the source of this 5349-nucleotide messenger RNA. It is a transcript of the gene Np, whose product is annotated as mucin-2. The record is from RefSeq and is a predicted model, not a curated record. The transcript is spliced from 11 exons. Bases 136 to 3636 code for a protein of 1166 amino acids. Gene Ontology annotation, molecular function: serine-type endopeptidase activity. Gene Ontology annotation, biological process: proteolysis. Lineage: Eukaryota; Metazoa; Arthropoda; Insecta; Hymenoptera; Figitidae.
GAGAAAUAAAGCACACAUCAGUGGAUUGGAGAGGAAAUAAUCAGCAGAGAACUUUGGGGAUGAUAUGUGGCGAAAUCUGAUUGUAAAUCAUUAUUCGUCCUAGUCGCCGGUUUGCUCUUGCCAGUAUCUGUCAAGAUGAGAGACCGACGAAGGCACGUUUGGGCAACCAUCCACAUCUACAAUGUUUUGAUGCUCGCAACAGUAACAGCAAAUCCUUUGUACAUUCCACAAUUCCUGUCUGGAGGUAGUGGAAGAAAUAUCAGACACUUGCCCUGCGUAUCCACGAGAACAGGAGAGACGGGAGUGUGUAUGUUCGCAUUCACCUGUGCGAAGGCAAAUGGAACUCACUUGGGCACAUGUAUCGACCGCUUCUACUUUGGAAGUUGCUGUAAGAUCGAGCAAGAGCCUGACGCAGUUUUUCCCCAAGACAACACGAUUGAAGAUGGUCCCGUGUCUCUUUCUAAACCUCUACUAACGACAACGACCACUUCUAUCGAAAGUAAUGAGAUUCCUCCAUACUUUACGAAACCGAAGCCAAUUUUAGAGAAGAGGCCACCACUCUCCGGGUACAGUACUCAAAAAAUGGAGAGUACGACUUCAAAAACUGCGGAGACGAUCGUCACGAAACCGUACAGAACAACAUCCAAGAAACCUUUAGCACAGACAACAACGGAGUCAAUUGGGUUCUUCACCUUCCAAUCAGUGCAAGAUGCUUCUACCGAAGUUGCUCAAAAUCGACCAACUGUUGGUGCCAAUCAAGAAUCUACUUUCGACAGUAGUAGAUACCCUUCGAGUACUGGCAAACCUUUCAGUUCUGGUAAACCUUCCAGUACAGGCAAACCAUUCACUACUGGUAAACCCACCAGUAGCGAUAAACCUUCCAGUAGUGGUAAACCAUCCUUUAGUAGUAAACCCUCUAGCAGUAAACCCUCUAGCAGUGGUAAACCUUCCACUAGUGGCAAACCGUCCAGCACUAGUAAACCUUUCAGCACUGGUAAGCCAACCAGUAGUGGCAAACCAUCCAAUACUGGAAAGCCUUUCAAUACCACGAAUCCAAGCACCGGCAAACCGUUCCUCACUAGAAAACCAAUAAACGAAAAGCCAUUUGGUUCUAGUAAACCAUCUGCUUCUCCUUCAACAAUUAGUACAAUUACCCCUUCGAGACGUCCCCCUACAGUCCCAUCAUCCGGUUCUUCUAGUUCUAGUUUCCCCUCUAGUUCUAGUGCAUUUUCUAGUCUUCCUCCUAGUUCCUCUUCUGGUUUUCCUGCUAGUCCCUCCUCUAAUUCCCCCGAUGGUUCUUCUUCCGGUUUUCCUGCUAGUUCCCAAUCCUGGCCCUCUUCGAGUUCGGCCCAUUCUUCAAUUUCUACUUCUGACGAUAACUAUCCAACAACACUCGGUUUCCCAACAACGUUCGGUUCUUCACCGUUCCAUCCAGUCGGUUCUCUAUCCACAAACAAUUGGCCAUUAACCAUGGGUUCAACCUCAAGUCUACCAUCCAUGCUACCAUCGUCAUUACUGACUUCAUCAACUCCGAUCUCAACCACUUCUCAAAAGCCCCCUAUAACUCAUCCCCCGUUAAUUAAGAAUUCUACCAGUUACCCAACCCCAACUAGUGAUUCAGCAGCAGCAACAACUGCAAAGCUAGAACCAACAACUAUAAAACCCCUAACAUAUCCAUCAACGUACCCAACAUAUCCAACAACAUUCCCAACAAAAACCCCAUCUACCAGAUUCCCCCCUAGAAAUGCAACGACCAUCAAACCUGUAACGACAACAACUCGAAAAACUGUUCCAACCUCGACAACAAUCAAGAAACCUACUUUGAGUUCAGUGACGAAAAAGCCCACGAUUGCCAAUACUACUGUUAAAAAACCAACGGUACCUGCCAAGAGGCCUACAAUCACGAGACCCUCAACGCAAAGCGAAACUGUAAAACCAGUUUCAGUGACAAAACCAUCAAAACCAACAAAACCCACAAGACCAUUUGCUACCAGUACCAAAGUUCCGGUUACCGAACCAACUGCAACCGAAACAAUACCAUUCGGUGGUUAUAAACCCUCGACGAAAAAACCCAUUAUUGACAAAACACCGUCCAAAACAACAACACCAAGACCAACAACCACAACCACUAAAACAAAACCUGCAAGCAAACCUACAAAGACCAGUUCGACAAAACCUGGUUUAGUAAAGCCUAGUUCAACAACCGGAACUACAGUGACUACGAGCACCACGACUAUCAGAAGUUCAUCAAAGCCAACAACCACUACCACCACUGAUAAAAUUAAGCUGCCAAUCUCCAGUAUUACUCAAAGUGGAAUUAAAUCCACUACACCAUCGAUUAUUUCCACAAUUCAAGUUUCGCCAUCAAAAAUACCUGUUCCUGUAACAUCAACCGAAUCAAAUAUUUACAUUCCCUUCAAUGCCUCUACCUCGAGUAUUCCCAUUUCGACACCAAAGAAACCAGAUGAUGAAACACCGUUAACGACUUAUCCACCUGGUUUGGUUACGUGGACAUCGAAUUUAGAUGAAACCACUACAAUUAAAAUUCAGGAAGUUUCUUCCACUACCGAAGAACCAACACAAACAGAUUGGGCUCCAAUAACAAAACCUGACGGAUGGAUAAUUAUCAAUUCCCCCUCUACAGAAAAAAUAGAAGCCAGUACAACUUCCCCUAAACCAAUUGCAACAACAACUGAGACUCCAUUCACCACUUCUAAACCCAUAACGGAAAUUCCAACUGCUGACACUUUUAUCACGACUAGACCAGUGAUACCUACAACAUUAUCUUCAAUUGCUACUGUCACUGUAUCUACCGAGACAUCUCAAUCUACCAUACCACCAAUCAACAUGUCUGAUUACAAGCAAGUGUGUGGUAGGCGGCUAAUUCCAGAGGGAAGAAUUGUGGGUGGCAAUAGCAGUACCUUCGGCAAGUGGCCCUGGCAGAUCUCGCUUCGUCAAUGGAGAACUUCGACGUACCUUCACAAAUGUGGUGCAGCUUUACUCAACGAAAAUUGGGCCAUCACUGCAGCACAUUGUAUAGAUAGUGUACCUCCAAGUGAUCUACUAUUGCGAAUAGGAGAAUACGAUUUGGCGAGUGAAGGUGAACCCUAUGGAUAUCAAGAGAGAAGAGUGCAAUUGGUAGCAAGUCAUCCUCAAUUUGAUUCGCGAACGUUUGAAUAUGAUUUGGCACUUUUACGCUUCUAUGAGCCAAUUAAACAAUUCCAACCAAAUAUUUUACCAAUUUGUAUACCAGACGACGAUGAGAGUUACGAGGGACACAUUGCCUACGUUACCGGAUGGGGAAGACUAUAUGAAGAUGGUCCUCUACCGUCGGUACUACAGGAGGUCUCAGUACCUGUUAUAAAUAACACUCAGUGUGAAGCAAUGUACGGUGCGGCAGGUUAUAUCGAAAGGAUUCCUCACAUUUUCAUUUGUGCCGGCUGGAGGAAAGGAGGUUUCGACUCCUGUGAGGGCGACAGUGGAGGACCAAUGUCAAUUCAACGAACUCGUGACAAUCGAUGGGUCUUAGCAGGUGUGAUUAGUUGGGGAAUUGGUUGCGCCGAACCAAGUCAACCAGGAGUUUAUACGAGAAUUUCACAAUUUAGAGAUUGGAUCAAUCAAAUCCUCCAGUUUUAAAAACAAAUCCUCAAACAAAUACAAGACCGAUUUUUAAAUCUCCUUUUUUUCAAAGAAAAAAAAACUCAAUGAAAUAAAUUUUAAAGAGAAAAACUUUAAAUCCCUUUUAAUCAAUUUGUUUUCUCUCUUGAGCGAGCUCUUGAGUUUAUUUCUCUUCGAAUUGCUUUUGAAAAACAAUAUUGUAGAAUAUUUGUUUUCUUAUUUUCUUGAGAAAAAACAAUUUCACCUUUGGGAAGAAUUUUUAAUAGUCUAAAGGAAAAAUCUUUUCUGAUAAAGAUUUAAUUUCUAUUAAAAGACAAAAGAGAGAUUUCCACUCGAUUAGACCGACCAAAAUAGAAAAACAAUGUGUGUGCAGUUAAUUUACAUAAUUAACUUCAAUGUUUCGCAUGAAAUUUUCAAAAUUACAACACGGGUUGGUUUAAUUUCGAAAACAAGGAUUAAAGUAAUGACAUUAGCAAACUCUCAAAAUAACACCGAACAAUGUUUAUGUGAACAUAGUAUUACAGUGAAUAAUAACUUUCAAUUAAACUUUGCUCGAGAGUUAUUAAUUAUUAUUAAUAAUUAUCUAGCGAAAUAUUAUAGAAAUCACAAUAUUCAAAUGAUGAACUUUUGAAUCUCAUUAUAUUUCCAGAUUACAAUGCGAUGAAUCGUACAACUCAUAUUUAAAAAUUUUUAAAUCUCUUUUUAUGGUAAAAAAAAUUUUUUCAUAAAAAUAAAUUUUUUUUCAAUAAAAAGAAAUUUCUUUUUAAUUAAAAAAAUAUUAUUUUGCCCCAGAAAUAAAAAAAAUCCACUGCUCAGAAAUAUCCUAUAAAAAAUACAAUUUGAUAUCAUUAGAAAAAUUGUAAUUGAAAAAUAAAAAUAUCGGAAAACUUUAGAUUAUCUUAUUUAGAUCUAGAAACAGAAAAAAAGUUCAAAUGAUAAAAACAGGAAAUAGAAAAAUACACAAAAUUUACGAUAUUCAUUUCAUAGAUGUAAUCAGUUGAAUAAUGAAAACUAGCAUUGAAAAAAAUUUGAAAAAAAAUUUUUUGAAAAAGAUCUGAAAAAGAUCUGAAAAAGACAAUUUUACAAAUCUUCAAAACGAAAAGAAAACGACUUUUAUCAUUUCACUUCGUUUGAAAUUUUUUUCACUCUUGAGAAAUGAAGUUUUCUUUUGCGAUGACCUAAAGAUAACUAAAAAGAGGGUAGCAGAUCUUAUUCGUUCCACUUUUGCGCACUUGUUGUUUAAAUUACGAAAGUUAAAUCAUUAUUUAAACUUCCUCCUUCGAGAAGAAGCAAUUUUAUACUCUUGCAUAAUGAAAACUCCAUAAAAAAAGCCAAGAAGAAUAAUAACUAAAUUUUCAAAGUAAGAAAAUAGCAAAAAAAUAAAUUGAAUAAAUUGAAUUUAUAUAAAAAGAAAAAUUUUUGUUCUAGAAUUUUUCAAAUGAAAAAAAAAAUGUAAGACUUUCGAAAAAAAAAUGUUCAUAAUUAAAAAAAAAAAACAAAAGUGAUUCUCGAAGAUCUCAUAUCCAAAUAGAAAGUUUAAAACGGUGUUAAUACCACAAUUGGAUACAAUUAAAUUUGUCCUAUUUUGUGAUUAAACCUAUAGACUAAUCUUGAACUAUAAUUAAAUAAUUUCCAACCAAAUAAUGCUCUGAAUCUAAUUAAAAUUCAAAAAAAAGUAAUUUUAAUUAGAAAAAUAUUUCUGUCCUAGUUCAAAAAAAAAUAAAAUAAAAA